Acipenser ruthenus (sterlet) is the source of this 2511-nucleotide messenger RNA. It is a transcript of the gene slc2a1c, whose product is annotated as solute carrier family 2, facilitated glucose transporter member 1. Gene Ontology annotation, molecular function: hexose transmembrane transporter activity. Gene Ontology annotation, cellular component: membrane. Gene Ontology annotation, biological process: monosaccharide transmembrane transport. The transcript is spliced from 11 exons. NCBI's taxonomy places the organism in Eukaryota, Metazoa, Chordata, Actinopteri, Acipenseriformes, Acipenseridae. The record is from RefSeq and is a predicted model, not a curated record. Bases 402 to 1862 code for a protein of 486 amino acids.
GAGGAGAAUAGUAAAGGAAGAUUAGGUAGAACAACAACACAUAUUUUUUCACUGGCACACAGACAUGUAAUUUGUUUCACAGUUAAACUUACAGUACCUUAUACCUUAAAUCAGUAGACAGAUUUAUAAAAAUGUUUCCAUGAGAUUUGAACAAGACAGGAGGAUGGGCACUUAGUUAAAUUGGUGGACAUAGACAAACAGUUCUGUACAGUAGUUACAUUGGAGUUGAUUGAUAGAUAGAUAGAUAGAUAGAUAGAUAGAUAGAUAGAUAGAUAGAUAGAUAGAUAGAUAGUAAGCCAACAUAAAGACAGAAGGACGGACAGGCAUACAGAACUGGCUUCAGAACUAGGUGAGACUACCAAAAUCAGGGGAUCUAUUGCAAUCCAGACCUUCAGAGUUCCAUGGGUUCAAAAGAGACCUCCCUGAGUCCCAUGCUGCUACUGUCAGUUUUGGCAGCAGUCUUUGGGAACUUCCAGGUGGGCUACCAUUCUGGAAACAUGAACGCACCUCAACAGGUCAUUGAGAAUUUCUUCAAUACCACAUGGCAAGCAAACUACAAUGUGUCCUUGACAACAUCCCAGAUGACUAUUCUCUGGGCUGUCACGGUCAGCAGCAAAGACUUUGGGGGCAUUGUGGGGGCCCUGGGGGUUAAGGGGUUAGCUGACACUUUCGGGAGGAGGAACUCGAUCCUGAUUGCUAAUGCCCUCUCUGUGGUCUCUGGGAGUCUAAUGUCCAUCUCUCAGCUCUGUGGCUCUCUAGGUUUGAUCAUCACGGGGCGGCUAAUUUUUGGGUUGUUCUGCGGCCUGUGUAUGAGUCUGAUCCCACUCUACAUCCAGGAGGUCUCUCCAACAGCACUGCGGGGGGCUUUCACCAUCAUGAGCCAUGUCUCCUUCUCUCUUGGAAUACUUGUGGGAAUGGUGAUGAGUCUGGAAGAAGUGCUGGGGAAUGCUCAGUUCUGGCCUCUGAUGCUCUCUCUGUCUGUGAUCCCGGCUGUGCUUCAGUAUCUCACCCUGCCCUUCUGUCCGGAGAGUCCUCGAUACCUCCUGAUUAACCGUGGUCAAGAAGAGGAAGCAGAGGCAGCUCUCCGCAAAUUAUGGGGAAACUCUUGGGAUAUCCUCACUGAAAUCAACAAAAUGAGGGAGGAAGCUUCUCAAACCCAAUCAAAGGUCACCUUGAGAGAUUUCUUGUCCCUGAGAAGAUACCUCAAUCCAAUCAGCAUCAUCGUUGCCAUCACCCUUGGCGCUCAACUGUCCGGGUUCAACGCGAUUCUCAAUUAUUCAACAGAUAUUUUCACAAAGGCUGGUUUUUCACAAUCUCAAUUUCUAACUCUCGGCACCGGAGUUAUCAAUGUGGUUUUUACAGUCGUCUCUGUGUUACUGGUGGAGAGAGUGGGCCGCAGGAAGUUGUUGCUGACUGGCUUCAUGGUAGGAGCACUGUGUAACAUCCUGCUAACUGUCAGUGAAGCAACGAUGCGCUGUAUCCCAGGGAUGUCCUAUCUUCAAGUCCUGCUGGUGUUCAGCAGCAUCUCGGCCUACGAGCUCGGUCCUGGUCCCAUAUCCUGGUUCAUCGCUGCCGAACUGUUUGACCAAUCAGCUCGGCCUUUUGGCAUGGCAUUCACAUGCAUGUUAAACUGGGGGGGCAAGUUCUUGUGCUCACUGUUGUACCCACCACUGCUGAACCUUAUGGGUGCCUAUGUAUACCUCAUCUUCACGGCUGCCCUGUGCUGCGCGUUCACCUUCACAUUCUUCCAACUUCCCGAAACAAAAGGACGCACCUUUGAUGAAAUCGCCUCGGAAUUCAGACAGGCAAACCGGGUUGUAUUGUUAAAGGAGCUCCAGAAGGAUUUCAGAACCUUCAACUGACGGCAUGAAUACUACCAACAAAACAAACCUAGAUCUUACCAGCGCAAUCAGGAAUGGACCUCACAGACGCAACAACUGAUAGACAGAAAUGUUCUAGUUAAGGAAAGUACUAUUGUUUUUUUAGCAAUGCUCCAAACAAUUAAUAAUAUGCAGAGGUGCUUACAUAAGCUAUGUGUAUUCAGGCAUCCAUUGACACAAACAUUUCCAGUAGUGGUGAUCCACACAAUAUUGAUGUAUUGGGCAAAUACGGUUGGUGGACAAUUGGGAGCCAUUUUUCCAGCAUUGAUUGUAUAUAGGGUUAUGUGAUGGUGAACAUCUGUGUAUGUGGGUAAUAUAGACAGGGGUUGAAAAAAUAUAUUAUAUACUACUUUUUACAGCUAUAGCUAAGUUUUGCAUCUGCUAGGCUGUGUGGUCCGGUGGUUAAAGAAAAGGGCUUGUAACCUGGAGGUCCCCAGUUCAAAUUCCAGCUCACUCACUAACUCACUGUGUGACCUUGAGCAAGUCACAACCUCCUUGUGCUCCAUCUUUUGGGUGAGAUGUUGAUGUAAGUGACUCUGCAGCUGAUGCAUAGUUCACACACCCUAGUCUCUGUAAGUUGCCUUGGAUAAAGGUGUCUGCUAAAUAAACAAAUAAUAAUAAUCACCUAGAA